Messenger RNA from Linepithema humile (Argentine ant), 1870 nucleotides. RefSeq lists its product as uncharacterized. The record is from RefSeq and is a predicted model, not a curated record. Gene Ontology annotation, molecular function: 2-oxoglutarate-dependent dioxygenase activity. NCBI's taxonomy places the organism in Eukaryota, Metazoa, Arthropoda, Insecta, Hymenoptera, Formicidae.
GUACGGCAGUUCGCGGACAGCCGCGCGACGGUUUAGUUGUUUUGGUUAAUGAGGAGUCUUCAGUAUUCAACGAUCGUUUCCGACCGCCAUUCCGCCGUUAUAGCAUGUGCCCACUAGUCCACAGCCACGUAUACUACUCACCGCACCAGCAGACGCAUAAUAAACUUGUCUCCUACGGCUACCGUUAGUCAGCAGCUAAUACUUUUGCGGCAAUCCGCUUUCACAUGUUUCGGAAGGAGCGAUAACACUCGUUGCAUUCACGUCCGCCACUUUGUUCCGCGCACGUGAACGGUGAUCACAGAUCGGUGUGCAGUGAUAGUAUGAUCUUCUUUUGGAUAUUCCAGUGAGUCUCCCGUAGCGAGCGUCUAUACCGGGUGAUCGAGUCGCGAAGUGUGAAGUGGCUUAUUUUUUGCCAUCGCUCUCGCUGUGCCGCAUACGGUGAGAAAAAGAGAGAAAGAGAGAGAAAGUCGAGGAGCCGUUGGUACGAGAGCGUCGCGAGAAGAAAGAGAAAGAGCAGAGGGAGAGAGAUAGAGAGAGAGAAAAAGAGGACUGGUUGAAUCCGGCGUAAAAGGACUCGACUGAUUUCCAAGGAGGACUCCAAGCCUAGUUGUCAGGAUGAGCUGCUGCACCAGCGCGCCAAUGGUCACGCAAACUUGCGAGACUCUUCUCAGCAAGUGCGAAAUCCCGAUCAUCGACCUCGCUCAUAUGGGGACUGAGAGAUGCCCUCAGAAGGGAGUUGUGAAGCAGGUGGCCUCGAAGCUGCUAAGGGCGCUGUCCGAGAAAGGAUUGGCCUUGCUCGUCAACCACGGCAUUCCAGAGUGCAAGAUGAAGGCAGCCUACAGAGCUCUGGACGCAUUUUGCGAGCUGCCGGACGAAACGCGGGCAAAAUACGAGCGCGUUUCGCCGGAUAAUCACGGCUACGUUAAGCCAGACACGGAGAAGUUUUCGGAAGAGAUGGAACUUCGCCACGCGUUCAACGUGACCGGAUGCGAGCGGAUCUUGCCGGAAGAUGAGAUUCAAGGGUUUAGAGCGGCGGUGGACGAAUUGGCUCGCGAUUUCAAGCAACUCGCCACCAUGCUUCUUACUGCGCUGUCCGUGGGCUUGGAACAAUCCCACGACUUCCUGUUGUCGAAGCACGCGCAUAUACUCAGCCCUGGCAACGCGUCCACCCUACGUCUCCUCUAUUAUCCGCCACUCGGUGCACCGGUACAAGGACUGACCCGAUGCGGCGCUCAUUGCGACUAUGGCACUUUCACUUUGUUGGCGCAAGAUUGCGAGGGCGGCCUUGAAAUACAAACUCCACGCGGUGAACGAUGGGGCAGAGUCGGUCAUCUGCCAGGCGCAAUAUUGGUGAAUACCGGCGAAUUAUUGGCGCAUUGGACCAACGGGCAGCUUCCGGCGCUCAGACACCGCGUCGUUAUGCCAGAACACUGCGGCCGCGGCCGUCAUUCCAUCGCCUUCUUUGUGCAUCCGGAUGACGACGUUCCUAUCGAGCCGUUAGACACGAAGAUCGUCAUAGCCAAUCAGGAAACGACCCCUUGCCGCCUGCAGAAGAAGAAGCGUACCGUCCUCACAGCGUAUCAGCAUCUUCAACGACGAUUUCGCGAAACUUAUGCGUCUUAACGGCUCCGUGUGAUCCCAAUUCUUUCUCAGAGUGAUCUGAUAAAGUGAACCUUGAUUCAGUGUUGAAAAUUACAAUUUUUCAACACCCGUUGGGUUGGAGCAAAGAUGACAUUUUAGGAAAUUUGAGAGGUCGAUUUUGUGAAAAGUGAAAUUAAGAUUACCAGAGGCUACUUUUUAAAGUUUGACUUUAGUGAUGUUUUAUCAUAUAUUUUAUCAUGUUUUAUUGACAUUGAAAAAAAAAAAUACU